CUUCAAGAGACUCGUGUGUUUGUUUUGUUGGAGCUACUUCAGCUGUCACUUCUGAUGCCUCUGUGAUACCGUUACAUUUAGCUAACAGUUAUAAUUAGCAAAAUGCUGACGACAGAGGAUUUUACGCGCUUCCCGGUCCAGAUGUGGGACAAGGUGUUGUCGAAGGUAAAGAAAGCUGUUGUUUUCAUGGAUGACAAGUGUGCAGAGGCUCUCCACUGGUGCGGAGGUGCUGCUCUCCUACUGGAGGCUGGAGCCCGAAAUGUAAAGGAGUUUUCCAGCUUUGAAGCCUGUGGUGUGAAUGAACCCAAAGCCGUGUUCGUGGUGAGCACUCUGUUGAAGGGCAGAACAGUGGACAUCAUCAAAGACAUCAUAUCCCUCAGUCACUUCCAGUAUUGUGUUGUCUUCACCACCGUUGCUCACUCCGUGCACCUGCUCGCCAACAACGUCACCACAGACAUGGAGGGGAGCCCUGUGUUUGAGCAGUUUGAAGAGAAGCUGUGCGAGUGGAUGGGAAACAUGAACUACACGGCUGAAGUCAUGCACGCGCCAGUGGUCUUCGCCCCUGUUUCACAGCAGCUGCUCGUCACACCCACGUUUGCACACUUGUUCCCCCUGCUCUCACCUGAUCUGGAGGCAAUAAAUGUAAAACGACCAGAGAAGAAGAGAUUUGGGAGCCUGGCUGACAUAGACAUGCACUCUCUCCCCACUGAGCUGCAGUUUGAAAUCAAAUCCUUGGCUUCCGCGUUAAACUCAGUGUUUGAAGCUACAGGCACCAGGGAGGAGAGUUUUGCUGUGGGUCCCAUGAGCCGCAUCAUAGCAGGGGAACUGGCCAAUCACCCUCAAGCAAAAAACCGAAGGAAGACAGCCCCAAAUAAAGCAUCCAUCAUUUUUGUGGACCGAACAAUGGACCUUACAGGAGCUGUUGGUCACCAUGGCGACAACCUAGUGGAGAAGAUCCUGACUGUGCUCAAACCUUUACCUGGUCAUGUGACAGAUGUACAGGUGGACAUGCUGGAGCUCACAAGUCUGCAGCGGACACCUCACUCCCAGACCACCCUGGCCCCCGGCUGCCUCGCACAGUCCCAGUCUCCUGCAGCACAGUCACUAUGGGAGGCCAUGCUGACCAGUAAACACAAAGAGGGGGUGAUGGAGGUCCGUCGGCAAAUAGUGGAAGCAGCCAGCAAGGAGAAGCUGCCAAUCAAGAUGAGCAUGGGCCGUGUGACCCCCGAGCAGCUGUGCUCCUACAUGCAGCUGUUCCGGAGCAGUUGGGGGGCGCUAGAGAGUCACUGCGGGGUGCUCCAGCUGGGCCUGGCCACGGCCCAGGCGCUCCGCCAUCCCGGCCUGCCCCGCUGGGAUGCCUGCCUGGCCUUCGAGAGGCUGCUGCUACAGGCUCUCGGAGACUCUGAUUUCCCUGCUGUGCUGAGGCAGCUGCUGCCCUUGAUGAAGCCCCGUGGAGGUGAGGACAGUACGGCCUCGGGGUCGAGGUCCAGGGAGGAUGAAUGCGGGCCUGACGAGCUGAUCCUCCUGCUGGUUUACCUUUACUCCCUGGCUGACGAGGCGCAGCCUGCAGACCAGGACACCGAGGAGGAGGAGCUGGAGAAGCUGGAGAGGGAGCUGAUGGGAGCGCUCACCCUGGUCAUCACCCGAGAGGCCGAACUCAGCCCCUUGCUGCAGAAACUCACCGGUUGUGCAAAGCCCGAGGAGCUGACCACAGAGCGAGCCCAUUCUGCUGUGGAGGCGAUGUUCGAGACCCUCCGAGGUUUGAGCCACACCAGAGACCACCUCAAGCAGCUGCGCUCCGUCUACACCGCCAGCGAUGGAGUUCACCAGGCAACCUAUCGUCCUUUCCUGCGGCAGAUCCUGGAGGAAGUCUUCCACCCUGACAGAGUUGAAUGUCCCGACAUCGAGCACAUGUCUGGAGGCCUCACUGACCUGCUUAAGACUGGCUUCAGCAUGUUCAUGAAGGUGACUCGCCCACAUCCCAGCGACAACCCUCUGCUCUUCCUCUUCCUGGUUGGUGGGGUCACGCCCUCAGAGCUUCGUCUCAUCAAAGAGAUGGUUAUGACACAUAAACCAGGGACCCAGGUGCUGGUUUUGUCCACCAGAUUACUGAGGCCGACGGAUAUCCCCGAGCUGCUCUUCACCACCCAAAGACUGUUGCCUGAUAUCGGUGUCUAAAAGGGCCGUCACGUGGAAACGCACGAAUGCACACGUGGAAGGACACAUGCACCGUAAACGUCACGGCACCUCGUCAGGUGUGAGUCUGGUAAUCAGAGUCAGUGUCAAAAGCUGCGAAUUGAAAAAGGAGGACGUGUUUCGGAAAUGAAGCAACAUUCCUGUCAUGUUCAUGUCGAAUUUAAUUCUGAGGGUAACUGUUAUUAUGUAAAAGUAGCUGUUGGGUUUAUUUUUCUUGAAGACAGAACAGAAAAUGUCUGAGCGAGAGAUGUAAAACGACAUCAAAUAAUAAUAUGUAACAAUAAAAUCUUUUUAAACUGU
Molecule: messenger RNA, 2496 nt
Organism: Epinephelus fuscoguttatus (brown-marbled grouper)
Lineage: Eukaryota; Metazoa; Chordata; Actinopteri; Perciformes; Serranidae
Gene: scfd2
Product: sec1 family domain containing 2
Exons: 9
Coding region: 103-2178 (691 amino acids)
Biological process (GO): vesicle-mediated transport; intracellular protein transport
Source: RefSeq, a predicted model, not a curated record